AUGACUGCGAUCCUUCAAACUUUCGCUUGUUUCUUUUCCCUUUCGAUCGCCUUCGCGCUGCCAUCUAACCUGGUAAGGCUACCUCUAGCCAAACGAGACGUCGAAAGCAUUCCAUCAGAAGUCAACACAACAAUACGAAACCCUCUCACAGCACAGCCUGUCGCAUGUCUCGAUACCCGCCGGCUACCAACGCUGGUCCCAUCAGAUUGCGGCUACGUCCUCAACUUCAUUAUCCUCCAGGAGCCCAACGUCUUUGCAAAGCGCGUUUUCAUUCGCAACUCAUAUCAGACCGAAGCCAGGGGAUACGCUCGAUCUCGAUGGCAGUACGGCAGUUGCGAAGUUUCAGUCUACGGUCCUCCAGGUGCCAGGCAGCUGCUCACUUUCCUCGAGGUCGCUUUUACGGCGGACAAAAUCGUUCGUGAGUGUGUCACUGGUUUUGUGGAUCCGAUAGGGGGCGUGAGUCUUGUAGGCGAUGCGAGCGAAGCGUUUUAUGUUUAUCUUCGGGGUUAUGUGGAGCCUGAAAGCAUUUCUGCUAAGAACUCCACUAUUUCUCAGCGGCCAGCUGUCAGCGUGUCUAGGCGAACGAUGCGAUCUCAAAAGGACUCUGAAAAUGGUGCAGGAUCUCACAAAGUAGAGACCAGGGAUCCUUCGAUGGGCGCGUCUCGCGUGUCCAAUCUCCCCGCUGUCACUUCGAACUUCACCCUCAGUCCAGCGGCGCUUCCCAGGUACCCAGUACACUGCUUCAACCCCUUCAUUAUCCAUUUACAGCCCGCCGCAGCAACAGACUGCGGCGUGAUCAUCAACCAAGUCAUCCUUCGCCUGUUCGACCCGACGAGCCAGUUGAAUUUUGGCUUCACAGACGCUGCAGAUGUCGAUUUGUCAAAGCCAGAGUAUCAGAAAUGGCAGUAUGGACAUUGCAUGAUAUCCGUGAAGAAUAACAAUGUGGCUCAAGUUGAUACCUUCCGGCUGCUUGAUGUAGCAACGACCGCGAGAACGAUCAGCACGCAAUGCCUAGUCAACACCCAAGACAAGAUCGGUGGCGUUGCGAGUAUUGGUACUGAUGGGAGAGGCUUCUAUGUUUAUGUUGGCGGUCGGUUAGCCUCGAGCCCCGCCUUAAGUGAUCUGACGCUUUUGCGCGAGAGUACUGGGGCAGAGAGCUUUUAG
Messenger RNA from Letharia columbiana, 1164 nucleotides. RefSeq lists its product as uncharacterized. NCBI's taxonomy places the organism in Eukaryota, Fungi, Ascomycota, Lecanoromycetes, Lecanorales, Parmeliaceae. The coding region runs from base 1 to 1164 and encodes 387 amino acids. The record is from RefSeq and is a predicted model, not a curated record. The transcript has a single exon.